AAGUUCCAACUUACUCUUUUUAGGCAUGCAAUGAGUCCCGCAAGCAUAUAUAUACCCUCACGCAACUUGAUGACUACAGCCGCCUUCUGAUGGCCAUCUCCGAGGGGGACAUCCCUCGACUUCAGCAGAUUAUCAAUGUCGCCAUGCGGAAUGGAGCCAGUAUCCGUGAGGUCGUCAACAAACUCGAGGAUGCACUGGAGGGCGCAUAUAGCCCUCGUGGUUAUGGUGCUGAAGACCUUGAUAUUGCUACUCUUGUCUUCCGACUCGGAGGCCGUCAGCUAUUGUUUGCGCUCAAUCACAAACUUGGACUUCCUUCCCUUCGCACCCUUCGCACUAAGUCGACAUUCACCUCUGUCAUGCCUACCAUCGGGCCUAUUCGGGAUGAGCAGUUCCACCAGAAUAUCGACUCUAUUGUACUUAGCUCUCACGGCGAUUCUUCACCCCGUCGUGGAGUUAGUCUUAUGAUUGACGAAAUAGCAUUAGAGGAGAUGGCAGUACACUUCAGCAAGUACAACAAAGUAGGCGGUCUUUGCUGGAAGCAUUCCCAUAUUGUAGAUCCCGUCCUUCGCACGUAUAACUCAGCUGCCGACAUUGCACAGAAGAUUCAUGAUGGUGAUGUCCAUCUGGGCAAGGAGCUCACCGUCAUCGGAGCCUCAUGCUUUGGUGAAGAUGAGAUAUACCCUCUUUUAGCUGCCCCAACCUGCAAAACAGAGGACGCUACCGACAUGGAAAAGAUCCUUGCUCGUACGAUUCGGUGCUGGAGUACAUCAGGCGCAGCUGCAAGAGUUGGACCAAUUUGGUCAUUUGCUACUGAUGGUGAUGCGACACGUCGCGCUGCAGGGCACAAACUCUUUCUCAAGACUUCUCUCUCUGAAGACUCACCCUUGUACGGUUCACUCAUCAACCUUGCAGGGCUGAACCUGUUCACUGGCGAUGGGGAGGUGACGCUUGAUUUCGACUUUAAACACAUCUUCAAACGUAUUUGCACGCUCAUACGGUCUCCAGCCGGGAUUGUCCUUAAUAACGGACGAGUCAUCAAUUCGAUGGUCUUGCUGCGUUACCUUGUGUGGUUGCCGGCCUAUGACGAGGAAGCUGUUAUAAAGCUCCUGUACCCAGACGACCCUCAAGAUGUCCCUCGUGCCGUGGAGCUAAUGCAGGCUAUCAUUGAGUUCUGCAAGCACCAACAGCAUGGCAUCAACAAUUCAUUUUCCACCGAUAUCGAUGCUCGCGCAGAUUUCAAUUCUAUCGCCCUCCUAAGCGCACUAAUUGAAUCAAUCCUCUCGCCUUUCAUUGAUGUCUCAAUGUCCCUGUCUGAUCAAAUGAAAUCCCUCAGCUGUUGCUCCCAUCUCGCAUUCGCAUUUUUCCACGCCCAUCGACGCUCUUUCAUGUCGUAUCAACUCUAUUAUGACAUCCAAACGACCAUUAAGAACGCAUUCUUCUGUCUUGCAAAGCAACAAUGUCUGGAUCCGCACGCACCUUUCUUUCUCGGCGACAUCGGAGAUGACCCACUCGAGCUCUUGUUCGGUCGCACACGUAUGAUCGGCGGUCAUAAUUCAGCGUUCUCAUAUGCUCAGGCUCUAGAUCGAAUUGGUGCAGCAAAGGAUAUUGACACCAUAUUCAAGCGACGACCAGAGCUUGAUCCUGGGCACCGCCGCCUCAAGCUUACACGACAGGAGGGGGUAGAUCAUAUCAAUCGUGAACUAUGGAAGGGUGAUAUUAUUGCAGGUCGCUGUGAUCUUCCGUUUUCGUGGCGUUCGGGCCGUGAAUCUGCCCUCACUAUCCUUUCCAAGUCACAGCUCGAUCCCAUUCAUUAUUCGUUCACAGAUCUUUUCAAUUCCGGCGAAAUCGACAUGCUCCGUCCAUUUGGAGAGAACAAGUAUCUCGGCAUCAACACAGAUGACAACCUCGAAGACACUAGUCGAGUUCCUAUCCCUUCUCCUCCUGCACCCACCCUUUUGCCAUCCUUACAGCACCUGGAGACAUCGUUGGAUGGGGACGCUUACAAUCUUCCAGCGUCUGGAGAGAUGGAAGCAAACGAAGAUGAUGAAUUGAUGCUUACGUUCGAGGAGCAACUCGUUGACGAGUCAUCUAUCGACUCUCCCUCGGCAGCUACUCGCUCGCAUGUCGUUCGAGAUCUGUCAGCCCCUCCAUUGCCCGAAGGCCCUGGAAUACGACCUGACGACUAUCUCCUCUUCAAGGGUCGCUGGAUUCACAAGCAGACGGUCUGCCGCCUUGUAAUCAACAAAGAUUUUGUGUCGAAAUCCCUUAAUCGCCUCGAACGCGUCCGAUCAGGCUACACGAAAGUUCACAAGAGGAUUGACAUGUCGGCUGGGAGAAUCACCAACCAGAACUUGUUUUUGGUUGGGGAUAUAUUCCUAACGCUUCUCCGUAGUGGUCGUUCUCUCUCUAUCGGUGCGCUUCGCUCGACAACCUUAAGUGUGAGCAACGUGUCCCGCCCAUCAAUAAAUGUCACCGUCAUGAAAGCAUCACGAACCACCGUCAAAAUUACUGGCCAACUCCUCACCAUCAUUCCAACUCAAGCCUCGCCUGAUAACGCAGUUUUGUUUCUGUGGAAUGGAGGAUACGUAACUUCUCGCUCGGCAAUUCAAGGUACAACGUCUGCGACAGAGCGCGUCAUCAUUGUCACUGUCCCUGGUUCACUCGUAGAACCAAUCAACCCUGAUCCCACUUUCAUUCGCUUACGAGACGACAUCAAUACGGACGACUUCUCUCAAGUCAACGGUGGCCAGAGCACUUGGCAGAUUGCACGAGAUGCUCUUCAAGCAGCAUGCGAUCUCCUUUGGGCCAAGGCCACCGAUAUGAGUGUCUCACUCAAUUCUAUCGCAGUUGUCGUCCCAUCAGAUCUCAAGGCGUUCCCGUAUCAGCUCGCAGAUGGUACACUAGCUAUUGUCUCCGUGGAAGCAACCAACCAACUCGCUGCAUCCGGAGGAGAACGCAUCACUACUUGCCUAUUAUGCGAAGCUAAAGUAUCCGGCAUGCGGCCUCAUAUGGGCCUUCAUAUUUUGCGAGCGUUGUAUCACAUACCGGAAGCCAACAUGAAAGACUCGGUUGGUACCAUUCUUCCGUGCGGGUUUUGUGGCCGAUCAGGUCGACCUGAGUGUGCUCUCAAGGUCAAAGUUGCAGCCAGCGGUCCUCUUAGCUGGGAGACGAAGUGUGUGUACAAGCACACAUUUAGAUAUGGCUUUGCGGACGCAGGCUCGGCGAACACACCAUCUCGCAAUGUACCCCUCAACUGCUACCUCUGCCAUCCCGCGCUCGUUCCUGAGCUUGGAAAGUCCAAGCGAAGAGCACGCGAGGGUUACGUCGAAGGUGUCUGGCGUUACAACAUGGUGGAGCAUAUCCUGGCCGAACACGAGGAGUAUGCGGUUCCUGGGCAUAGAGAGAUUGGCGCUGCUUUGCCGGAGGGUGUAUGGUUGACGAUGAAACUCGAAGAACUAGAGCAGAAGGCCGCAGGUAUUCCACGGGAGCGUUUCCAAGUGUCGCCUCCUCCAGCCAUGGUGACCAUGCACGACAAAGAGAAUCAUCCCGUUGCGUCAGGCUCUCGCAAACUCAAGCGUUCUGGAACACAGAUCGGUACUUCUCGCCCCUCGAAGAAAGCUCGCGCAGCUUCUAGCAGACUUCAAGUCAGUUUUUCGGCAGUCGCUUGAUAUUUUGCUUUGCACUUCACUAUUCCUCGUUGCAUAUCUCAUGUUCAGAUCACUCAUGCUUUCUACGUGUUUUCCGAACUGUACGUUCAUGUAUAUGUAGCUUGCUUGCGCUCGUUUGCCCCUCCCUUGUAUCAGUACUGGGACUUGGUUUGCAUUGAGAUUGCGUGACUAAGCUUCCAAAUA
Messenger RNA from Suillus plorans, 3851 nucleotides. RefSeq lists its product as uncharacterized. Lineage: Eukaryota; Fungi; Basidiomycota; Agaricomycetes; Boletales; Suillaceae. Bases 90 to 3668 code for a protein of 1192 amino acids. The transcript has 4 exons. The record is from RefSeq and is a predicted model, not a curated record.